Adineta ricciae is the source of this 501-nucleotide messenger RNA. The record is from the annotation of a GenBank genome assembly. Lineage: Eukaryota; Metazoa; Rotifera; Eurotatoria; Adinetida; Adinetidae.
AUGACACUACAAAUUUUGCUCUAUCUAUUCGUACUAGUAGUACUAGUGAGUUCGCAGGAUCUCUGUUCAUUACGUUUAUCGAAACUGGUCGGAAUGAAAUAUCAAUGUAACGAUACGACUUGUUCAUCGGUUGGUGCUGUGAAAAACAUUGACUCGGAUAAUGUGGCAAUUUUACGUAAUGUUGACAAUAGUACACUUGCAAAUCAAUCUGUCUACGCUACGGGUUCUGGUUCCUAUUCGGAAAUGGUAGUUUCUAGGCACAAGCGACUUAUUCGACCGGAUCUGAACAGUGACAAUAAAUUGGAUAUUAUCGUUGCAAAUUAUUAUGAUAACAAUAUGAGUAUUCUCCUUAAUAGGGGUACUGAAGGCUUUUUCUUACAAACGACUUAUACCACCGGAACUUAUCCAUUUCUUUUGCGAGUGAAUGAUAUCGAUGGUGACAAUAAACUCGAUAUGAUAACUGUAAAUUGGAGCUCAAAUGAUAUUGUUGUUCUUCGAUAA